AUGUUCCUCAACACUCAGAGACAACAGCUCGCUUCCCAAAUAGGAGAUUUGGAGAAGACGGUCGCAGCUCUAACCACAGAGUUGCAAGAGCUGGUCGAGGACUAUCGACAAAAUCUCGAGACCAAAGUAACAACUUUGGGAGAACAUGAUGAGGAGCUUCACAACAUGUUCGCAGAAGAAUUCCGUUCAAAGGCAACCGGCACUGGCUUCUUGGAUCAAGACCUAAUCGAAAAGGUCAAGAAACACAUCCUGGAAAAGACGUGGCUGCUCAUGUUGGCAGACACGCCUAAGGACAAGUGGCCCCAGAAAUGGACUGAGUUCCUUACAUUCGCACUCUGGAUGUUUACUUCGCUUCAACGAGAGAACCGUUAUGCCAAGGCUGAUACUAAAGAUCCUAAUGCCAUGGAGGUUGACGUGGUAGGGAAGAAGGGGAAGGUGAAAUCGGGCAAGGCGCGCAGAGUGCAAGAUGAUAAGUUGGUAUGCGCCAACUGCAAGAAGAACAAGCCGACAUUCUUCAAGUCAUCAAAGCACUUCGGCAAGUAUUGCUCUGAUUGUUUUAAAUUAAAUCAUGUCAAGAAACAGGCAGAGAAAGAGAAGGAGGCAGCCAUGAAGAAGAAGGAUGUGAGGAGCAAGGACGACGCCAAGAAGAAGGCAAAGUCAUCCAGGACACGACAAGUCGCAUCGAAUUCUGCUUCAUCCGAUAGCGAGAUGGAAGUCGACUCAGAUGUCGACACAAGGAAGCACAAAAAGUCCUCUUCCUCUAAGACUAAGGGGAAGGGUAAGGAGACAGCUGCACACAUAAGUGACCACAGCAUCCACUCGAAAAGCGAGCCUGAAGCAUCUGAGUCGGACGAAGAAGAACUGGCCGAGAUCCUCUCAAGGCUCAGGCACCUGAGGGUCAGUGGAUCUAACUCAUCCAGAAAGGCAGGAGAGGGCUCUUCGCGAAAGGAUCUGAAGGAUUUUCUCAAAGGGGAUCUGUAG
This is a messenger RNA of Laetiporus sulphureus 93-53, 981 nucleotides long. RefSeq lists its product as uncharacterized. The record is from RefSeq and is a predicted model, not a curated record. Lineage: Eukaryota; Fungi; Basidiomycota; Agaricomycetes; Polyporales; Laetiporaceae. The transcript has 2 exons. Bases 1 to 981 code for a protein of 326 amino acids.